AUGCGCCGGGCGCUGCCGCCGCUCCGCGCCCUGCUCGGGGCCGCCCGCCCGGCGCGGCUCCCGGCGCCCCGGCACAGCUGCGGCCCCGCGGCCGAGCGGAGCGGGCACAGCGCGCUCAGCGUGCUGCCAUCCUUUGGAUUUCUCUUUGACAUUGAUGGGGUGCUGGUCCGAGGGAAGACCCCCAUUCCUGCUGCCAGAACAGCCUUUCGAAAGCUGGUGAAUUCUCAGGGACAGUUCCUGGUGCCCGUGGUCUUUGUCACCAAUGCGGGGAACUGCCUGCGCCAGGAAAAAGCUGACCAGUUGUCUCACCUGCUGGGAGUUCCAAUUUCACAAGAUCAAGUGAUGAUGUCCCACAGUCCUCUGCGGAUGUUCAAGCGUUAUCAUGAAAAAUGUGUUCUGGUAUCUGGACAAGGACCACUUCUUGAUAUUGCUCAAGACCUUGGUUUCUGCCAGCCCAUCACCAUUGACACCCUGCGGGAGAAACGCCCUCUGCUCGAUGCAGUUGACCAUGACAGGAGACCCAGCAUCCUGUCCCCCUCUGCUGUGGAGCUUCCCAAGAUUGAGGCUGUGGUGCUGUUUGGGGAGCCAGUCAGAUGGGAAACCAGCCUGCAGCUGAUAAUAGAUGUUCUGCUGACAAGUGGCUAUCCUGGAAAUCCCUAUGAGCAGGAAAACUACCCUCACAUUCCUGUGCUUGCCUGUAACAUGGACCUGAUGUGGGUGGCUGAGGCACAGUCCCCAAGGUUUGGGCAUGGAACAUUCAUGGUUUGUUUGGAGAACAUUUAUAAGAAGAUCACUGGCAAAGAGCUGAAGUACGAGGCGUUGAUGGGCAAACCCAGCAGGCUGACAUACCAGUAUGCAGAGCACCUGAUCCGAGCCCAGGCCCUGCAGAGGAGCUGGGAGCAGCCCAUCCAGACCCUCUAUGCUGUGGGGGACAAUCUCAUGACGGAUGUCUACGGUGCUAACCUCUACAACCGCUACCUGGAGGAGAGCUCCAGCAAAGGCUCCAAAGCCCGCAUCCAGGCCAAGCUUGCUGGUGGCAGAGGUCCUGCCACGCUCCCUCAGGACGAUGAGAUAGGCCUCAGGUGGGAGAAGGAGCUGGCAUCUGCGGCUGCUGCCCACUGCAGGUCUGUCCUGGUCUGUACUGGGGUGUACAACCCCCACACCGAGGUGCCCCUGGACACCAGGGACAGCAUAGCUGAGACCGUGUUCCACGGCCACAGGGAUUUCAGGUUCGACCCUGGCCUAGUGGAGCCAGACCAUAUUGUGCCAGAUGUGGAUGCUGCUGUAGACCUGGUCUUCCAACUGGAGAACUUUGCACCUAAUUGAGGUGACAUGGUUUCUUAAGGACCACUCAGUGCUGUGCUUUUCUUCCCCAAAACACACUGUGCUUUACAAGAGUGCCACAAACCUCUGCCUUCUAAAUUUUUUUAACCUCUAAAUGAAUACAGUCUUCAUUAAGUAUGCUUAUUAGUAGUACAUGUACACAUUACUGUGUUCAAGUAUAUUAAAUAUCAAUAAUGCUUUCUAUAGUGCUUCUAAAUACGUAAUUUCUGGCUUGACUUGCCCUUUAUUGUCUUCCUCUUUGUUACAUUAGGUAUUCUAAUAGCAAUAUUUCAUGGCAGCCUAUUCAUGUACUGGUACUUAAAUCCCUCCAUGACAGUACCUUCUUUGGUUUGCUGGAACAUUUAGCUUUUAGGUGUUGGGGAUCUUGAGAAUCUGAGAUUGUGGUGCUGGGGUCACUCAGUCCAUUCCAGAUGGGCUGGUACAGAGCACAACAUGUAUUAGUGCUUGGCAUUUUGCAAGUACUGCAUGCUCUCUUCAACCAGAGUGGAGUUCAAUCUGUUCCACUUUGGACUUGCUCUCCUGUAACCUGCUGCUGUCUCUCUCUGUGUCUGUUUUCCCAUGUCCCUGGAGUUUUAUUGCUCCUCUCUGCUGUGACGUGUGAAGCCUUAACAGAAGUGCCCCUUCUGUGGGGUGGGCAAGGUUGAGUUGUUCCCACUGUGCUGGAACUCCAACCACACUGAGCACAGGCCUAGAAGGAGAGCAGCAGACCUGGGUGCCCUCUGUGGCCUUUUGCUCUUUGCCUUUCUAUCUGCACUUUUUUUCUUUUUUUUUAGGAAUUUAGAACCUUAGAAAGCUUUAGCAAUUUUGUUUCAGGUGUUUCUGUAAGUUGGACUUUACCACUGAAUGAAUCAGUGACUACUGCUCGGCCAAAAAGUGCCUCAUAAUUUACUUGAAGUCUCAUACCACUGUGGUAGUUAACUGGCCUUUAGUGUAAUAUAUUUCAUCUCAUGUCAAUGUUAUGUGUUGUUUGGUUCAUGGAUUUUAUAGAUGUUCAUUUAAAAAAAAAAAAAAAGUAAUUUAUUUUAUGUUAUUUUUGUAAAAUAUUUCUCAAGUUUUCCUCCCAAAGAUGUCUUUGAAAAUAUUUCUGUGUUAAUUUGUUGUAACACAGUGUAUGUUGUACUUGUGACAUAAGCUUGGAAAACAUAACCCAAUCAAUUGCUUUAAAACCAAAGUCAGCUUACACACAAAGAUCAAUUCACAUUAGGGGCUAGUCAGGUUUUUUGGGUUGGGUUUUUUUUAGUUAGUUAGGUUUUUUUUUUCCAAAUUCAAAUUGUACAAACAAAAGCCUGGGUGUUCAUUUCUCCCAGGUUCUUGCAGGGCUGGCUGAAAGCAUUGACAGACAUGGUGGCAUGGAGUGAAACGACCUCCUGGCCAAAUCCUUCACUGCUCAUGAUCCCAGCAGCAACCUCUGAGAGCUCACAGCUGCUGUGAAGUCAGAUUUUGUUGUUGUGUUUCCUCUGUUUGCAAAGCACUGUAAUCCCCUCUCCACUGUCAGGACUGUUGAUUCAUCUCCUGUAAUGUCUCCUAAGCAGCUUUCAACGUGUCUCGCUGGAUCCAGUGUAAGGACACUGCUCUCAACAGUUUAUUUCCUGUUUCUUCACUGGAAAAGUAUUUACAGCAGCACAUUCUUGCCUUUUUAUUGGUACAAUAAACAGAUCUACCUAUUUCUUUAGCACUUUUCUGUAGUAUACCAAGUAUUUGCACAGAAUGCCAAAUCUAAGUAAAGAUUGUGAUUUUGUAAGGCCAGGAUGAUUUGAAGUCACGUUGUUUCAGUCCUAAAGCAUGUUGCAGCACUCUCUAACUUCACCAGAAUCGGUGAAGCAAGGAAUAAAAAUGUUGGAAGUUGCUGAAGAACAGAAAA
Messenger RNA from Corvus hawaiiensis (hawaiian crow), 3205 nucleotides. Its product is annotated as haloacid dehalogenase-like hydrolase domain-containing 5. Gene Ontology annotation, biological process: glycerophospholipid biosynthetic process. NCBI's taxonomy places the organism in Eukaryota, Metazoa, Chordata, Aves, Passeriformes, Corvidae. Gene Ontology annotation, cellular component: mitochondrion. The record is from RefSeq and is a predicted model, not a curated record. The transcript has 8 exons. The coding region runs from base 1 to 1326 and encodes 441 amino acids.